AUGGGUAUAGAAGAAGAUCUUGAUUUACUUGUUUAUUUAAAAGUAUACCAUAUUCAGUUUUCUUUAAAUGAUAGAAUCAUUCCAUUAUCAUCUAAUAAAAAUAUACCAAAUGCAUUAGAAACUUUAAUGCAGAACUCUAAAAAACUUCAGCUUCCACCUGCCAAAAGUUAUGCAAUAAGACCCAAUUUAUUAUAUAAUCAUCUUUUGAAAAUACUUCAGAAAAAAGAAUUAGGAUGGACUGAAUAUCAAAAAGAUCGAGUUUAUAAUCUUUAUUAUGAAGAGUCACAUCAUAAAAAAGAAGAAAUCAGUAGUGAGAGGUUACACCAACAUAUGGAUUCAGUUCAAAAAUCAAUAGUUGAAGAUUUACCAAUAUGUAAAGAUAUUAAACCAAAGUAUCAACCAAUUAUAGAUAUUUUAAAUACAGUUGGAGAAUUUGAACUAAUAUGUAUUGAUGAAUAUUUACCUGUUGACUCUUUAAAAAGACCUGUCUUUUUAAAAGAAAUGAGUUUAUCCUUACUAAUGACUUUAUAUAUAUACUAUCAUGGAAAUUAUCUUAGUAAUUUACAUUGGAUUUGGAAAAAAAAUGAAGAAAUUAACGAUAAUACUAAAACAUUAGAAACUCAAGCUAUUUUGAAAGUGUAUAAUGAAAUUCCAAAAUAUAGUACUCGUCAAAUGC
Molecule: messenger RNA, 676 nt
Organism: Funneliformis mosseae
Lineage: Eukaryota; Fungi; Glomeromycota; Glomeromycetes; Glomerales; Glomeraceae
Source: the annotation of a GenBank genome assembly